UGCCUGCCUGCUGUUCGGGAAGAAUGGCCGACCUCGCAUCACUGGCCGGAACCGAGCUCGGCACGAGAGGCACGCCGGCCCGCUUUAGCUGACCGGGGCCCAGCGUCGAUCGCCGGGCACCCCUCUUACCCGGCGCCCGAUACGGACGGGUAGAGGGGGGGGGGGGGGAAGGCAAAAGUUUCAGGAAGGGAGACGUGCUAACGCGACACCUCGGCAGGCUAACCGCGCUAGCUGGGCUGCUUGUCACUACCGGGUCGGGCGGUUGGGGGGGGGGGGGUCAACUCUCCCCGGGCACCCGAGGCUAUUGCGUGACCCGGGGUGCGUUUUUCCACCCAAGAGUCGCAGACUCCGAAGUGGACAUGAGCGGACCUGGACAGGACAGCGAACCGGAGGCCAAAGUCCUUCUCAUCAAGCGCUUGUACAGGGCGGUGGUGGAGUCGGUGCACAAGCUGGACGUCAUCGUCGGCAGCAAGGCGUCGUACAGGGAAGUCUUCAAGCCGGAGAACAUCAGCCUCCGCAACAAGCUGCGGGAGCUCUGCGUCAAACUGAUGUUUUUACACCCCGUGGACUACGGCCGCAAAGCUGAAGAGUUGCUUUGGAGGAAAGUUUACUACGAAGUCAUCCAGGUCAUCAAGACUAACAAGAAGCACAUCCACAGCCGCAGCGUCCUGGAGUGCGCCUACCGCACGCAUCUGAUUGCCGGCGUCGGCUUCUACCAGCACCUGCUGCUCUACGUCCAGUCGCACUACCAGCUGGAGCUGCAGGACUGCAUCGACUGGACGCACGUCACCGACCCGCUCAUCGGCCGGAAGAAGGCGGUGUCGGCCUCCCCCAAGGAAAUGGAGUGGGCGCAGAUGGCCUGUCACCGCUGCCUGGUCUACCUCGGAGAUCUCGCCCGCUACCAGAACGAGCUUGCCGGCGUGGAGGCGGAGCGUCUGGCCGAGAGAUUCUAUCACCAGGCGCUGUCCGUCAUGCCGCACGUGGGAAUGCCUUUCAACCAACUGGGGACGCUGGCCGGAGGAAAGUCUUACAAUGUGGAAGCAACUUAUUUCUACCUUCGUUGUAUCCAAUCGGAGAGCCCGUUCGAGGGCGCCUACGGCAACCUGAAGCGCCUCUUUGACAAAGCGGCCAAGAUGUACCAGCAAGUGAAGAAGCAGGAGAUGAAGAAGUUGUCGCCUUCUCGACAGAGAUACAGAGACAUCAAACGUCUCCUUGUGAGCUUCAUGUACUUGACGAGCCGCCUGCAGCCCAAGAACAGCCUGAUGGAGUCCGAGUUGACCUCACUGUGCCAGUCGGUGCUGGAGGACUUCAACCUGGUGCUCUUUUACUUGCCCCCGCACGGCCACAACGACUCCGCUCGCCACUCCCUGAGCGAGGAGGACGACGAGCAGCAGCAGCAGCAGCAGCAGAACUCUGCCGACGGCUCGUGGGGCGUGCUGCCCGACGCGCUGGUGUUCAAGAUGGUGGUGACGUGCCUCAUGGUCGUGCACAGCCUAAAGAGAGGAGGCUCAAAGCAAUACAGCGCCUCCAUCGCUUUUACACUGGCGCUUUUCUCCCAUCUGGUGAACCACGUCAACAUCCGACUCCAGGCGGAACUGGAGGAGGCGGAGACCCAGGUGCCGCCGCUCAACACGGACGCCACAGUUGACGCGGACGGCUCAGCCGAGCGACCGAUGCAGAACGGCUCCUUGGAGCAAGAGGAGGAGGAGGAGGAGGAGGAGGAGGGCGCCGUCGCCAAGAGCUGCGUGAAGGAAGAACACAAGUCGGACGAGGACAAACCCAAGCAGCAAAAGAAGUACGCCCGGCUGUCACGCCUGCGCAGACGCCGCAAAGACCGCGGCGUCGAGGACGAGAGUGACCUGAGCGAGGGCUUUGAGAGCGAAGAAGAUGAAGGCGAGGAGGAGGACUCGGCCCCCGCGGCGAGAGAUGGGCCCGCGUCCGCCGGUUGCCCCCCAGCCGCCGCGCCGCCCGAUCCGGCCGCCCUCCGGGAGGAGACGAAGGAGGAGGCCUGCUGGGGGAGCGGCUCCGAGGAGGAAGAAGAGGAGGGCGACACGGCUUUCGACGUGGAGACGGACUCGGACAUGAACAGCCAGGAGUCCCGCUCGGACCUGGAGGACAUGGACGAGGCGGAAAACUGCGAGCGGCAACAGGCCGCGACCCGGGAGCGGCGGGACGGCGGUGAUGACGAAGCCAAGGAGGAAGGCGAGCAAAUGCCCCCCGCCGCCAACGGGCCUCUGGGGGCCAACGACGGCAGCAUCAGCAGCAACCUCCAGGCCAUGUCGUCGCAGCUCUUCCAGGCAAAGCGCUGCUUCCGCCUGGCGCCAACAUUCACCAACGUGCUGCUCAGGCCUCAGGCCUCCGCCAAGCCCCCUCCCUCGGACGACUCCGCCGCUGCGUCUUCCCGGGAUACCCCCGGCGCCGCCGGUCAACCGCCCUGCGACUUGAACCCCGGCGCCCCCAAUGGGACCAAUGAAAACGACUUGGACUCUGACUCGGAAGGCAGCCAGCUGAGCGCCCCGUCGGUGCACAGCGAGAAGACGCUCGUGGAGAGGCUGGCAAUCCUGACCAAUCAGGGCUUGAUCCAGGCGGUGAAGGUCUUCGUCGACUGGCUCCGGACCAACACCGACAUCGUCCUCAUGUGCGCGCAGAGUUCCCAGAGCCUCUGGAACCGCUUGUCUGUCCUCCUCAACCUGCUGCCGGAUGGAAACAAGAUGCUCGAAGCCGAGGCCGACUUGAACCCGGAGGUGACGGAGCUGCUGGGCGAGUGCGAACGUCCCGCCCUGGCGCAGACGCUGCUGCUUCCCGAGGACGUGGCGCUGAGGCACCUGCCCGCCCUCGGCGUCGCUCACCGCCGCUUCGACUUUAGCCGCCGCGGAGCCUCCCUCAGCCCGCUGCAGGAGUGCGUGGUGCGCGUGUGUUGCAUUCGCAGUUUUGGCCACUUCCUCACGAGUCUCCAGGGCAACGUGCUGCACUUCAACCCGGAGGCGGGCAUCUUCACCAGCGUCAGCCAGUCGCAACCCGACGACCUGCUGCAGCAGGCCAAGGCCCAGUUCCGAAUGGCAGAAAAGGAGGCCCGGCGAAACCGGCUGAUGCGGGACAUGGCUCAGCUUCGACUGCAGCUGGAGGUGUCGCAGCUCGAGGGCAGCCUUCAGCACCCGAAGGCGCAGUCGUCCAUGUCGCCCUACCUGGUGCCCGACGCCGCCGCCCUCUGCCAGCACUUGGGCAUCGUCCGACACCUGGCGGGCAGCGGCUGCUUCAUCGUCAUCAUCCCCAGGACAGUGAUCGACGGGCUGGACCGACUGAAGAAGGAAAACGCCGGUGCGCGCGACAGCAUCCGCUUCCUGGAGUCUGAGUUUCGGAAAGGCAACAGGUACAUCCGCUGCCAGAAGGAAUCGGGCCGAAGUUUUGAAAGAGACAAGCUGAAACGUCAAGACCUCGACGCCUGGCACCUGUACAAGAUGGUGGACAGCUGCCGCCAGCUCAGCGUCUCCCAGAGCAACGACGACGACACGGCCGGCAUGGUGACGCUCCUCACCGGACAUCCGGUGGACGAGUUGUGCGGGCGCUCGGCGGCCAUGAAGUCUGCCGUCCAGGCGGCGAUCUCGGCGGGCGUGGAGCUGAAGAACAUCGCCGACUUCUACCGGCAGUGGAAGGAGAUCGGCUGAAAGCGGGAAAACGCAAAACGCGGCCGAUGUCGGAUUGAUCGCAACACUGGCUCCCUCCCUCUCUCGCUCUCUUUCUCUCUCGCUCCUUUUCUCUCUGUACCCCCUCCACUCUUUUUGCUGUGUGUAUAUGCGUCCCCCCUCCCCCCUCCCAAAAACAAAAGUCGCCAUCAAGCCGGACAGAUGGAAAGAGUUGAAGCUUAUUAAGGGAGUUGAAAGACAAUAAGAGGAAGACAAAGGUGGCAGGUGACGCCAGGCUCCGCCCCCCUCGCGGCGAGCCCGAGUGCGGCGACGCCAAACUUACUGGCUCGAUCGCCGGGAGCGCCGCUUCCUUCCCGGCCGGAGAGAGAGAGAGAGAGAGAGAGAGAGAGAGAGAGAGAGAGAGAAGAUGCGCACGCACUGGCGCGCAUCCACGUGAAUGGAAGUACAAUUAGUGUCCCCUCCCCCGCGUUGUUUUCCGUGACGAUGAGCCUGGUUCCGAUCCGAUCUGAUCCAGAGAGACACAAAAUUACCACCUGAUGCAAAAAAAAAAAAAAAAAAAAGAGCAUCGGGCCCUGGCAAGAAAUUCAAAACAGAAAAAGGAGCUCUGGGGGGGGGGGGGGUUGCUCAAAAGGAAUGCUUUUUUUUUUUUUUCCCAUUUUUUUUUUUUGGGGGGGGGGAGGUUUGCUGUUCCUUUUAGUGACCAGCCCACGACAAGAUUCGCUCAAAGUUUGCACUUUGCGGUCCGCGUCCGUUGAACUUCGUUUGACCUUGUGCGAACUUUUGAACGCACGUCUCCGACGCCUUUCAGUGACUCCUCCGGUAGGUUGUGAAGCCGCCGGAUGAUGUUGCUCGUCAUCAUGUUGGGGGAGGGAAAUUGGGGGGGGGGGGCUGUCACUGAGUUUUUAGCGUCCUUCGCGGCUUGAAAAAUAAAAGACCGGACGGAAGGGUCACUGAAAGGUGUGCAACGGGACGUCGUUCACUGAUCAAACCAUGCCGCAAAAUACUUUUUUUUUUUUUUUAAGUUUUUUUAAAGCCCCCCCCCCAAAAAAAUGUAAUUUCUUUCUGGAAAGCAAAGCGUCAGAUUUAAAAAUUCAAAAUACAAAUGUGUGUUUUUCUGAAGUACUUCUUACAACCUCGUUCUUGGAAAAAAUAUUAAAACGUUACAUUUUUUUCCUCUCCUAAAAACCAA
Syngnathoides biaculeatus (alligator pipefish) is the source of this 4833-nucleotide messenger RNA. It is a transcript of the gene smg5, whose product is annotated as SMG5 nonsense mediated mRNA decay factor. Gene Ontology annotation, biological process: nuclear-transcribed mRNA catabolic process, nonsense-mediated decay. Bases 360 to 3665 code for a protein of 1101 amino acids. The transcript has 22 exons. Gene Ontology annotation, molecular function: protein binding; telomerase RNA binding; telomeric repeat DNA binding. Gene Ontology annotation, cellular component: telomerase holoenzyme complex. The record is from RefSeq and is a predicted model, not a curated record. Lineage: Eukaryota; Metazoa; Chordata; Actinopteri; Syngnathiformes; Syngnathidae.